This is a messenger RNA of Juglans regia (Persian walnut), 873 nucleotides long. RefSeq lists its product as uncharacterized. Gene Ontology annotation, molecular function: RNA-DNA hybrid ribonuclease activity; nucleic acid binding. Bases 1 to 873 code for a protein of 290 amino acids. The record is from RefSeq and is a predicted model, not a curated record. The transcript has a single exon. NCBI's taxonomy places the organism in Eukaryota, Viridiplantae, Streptophyta, Magnoliopsida, Fagales, Juglandaceae.
AUGUUGAUUAUUAUGUGGAAGGCCUGGUAUGGUUGUCUUCCAGUUGAUGGUCGUAUAAGGAGAGCUGGUAUUUACAUGGUAUCCAAAUGUGAUUUCUGUAUUUCAAGGAACUAUGAGGACCAAAAUCAUAAACUUGCCUUGGGGAAUUUUGCCGAACAGGUAUGGGGUAUUUGUUCAAACCAGUUGGGCAUGCCUAUACUAGAAGGUCACACUUGGAAACAAAUGAUAGAAUCCUGGUACAGGAGAGCCAACAAUUCACAUAGUGGCCAAUUGAUUGGAAUUCUUCCUUCCAUUAUCACUUGGAGGCUUUGGUGGCGUAGAUGUAAAGCUAGAAUGGAGGGAGUUCAUGAAUCGGUUCAAGUUGUUUGGAACUUAAUCAAAUACUGGUUAGCUAUUGCAUGUGAAAAAUUAAAAGAGUCCUCCAGUUUCAACCAUAGAAAUGAAGAGAUUUUGAAAGUUUUAAAUUUGCCAUUUAAGCAUAAAAAGUCUAAGCCAGUUAAGAUUGUAAAAUGGUCUCCUCCUCCUAGGGAUUGGGUUAAACUCAAUGUGGACGAAAGCUCCUUAGGGAAUCCAGGGCCUUCAAGUGCGGGUGGAGUAAUUUGGGAUCAUUGUAGAAAUUUGAUUUCUGGUUUCUCUAUAUCAACUGGUGUGCAGUCUAAUAAUGUUGCAGAAUUUAUGGCUUUGCUACUAGGUCUUCGAACUGUGCAAUUUUUUGGUCUAAAAAAGGUGAAAAUUGAGAUGGACUCUAUGCUCGUGAUUGAUUGGCUAAUGAAGAAGAGAUGUGGCCUCUGGUACUUGAAGGAUUAUUGGGAGGAAUUACUUAAUUUGAUGGAUGGUCUCUGGUUAUGGGUUCGGCAUAUUUUCAGAGUGUAA